Messenger RNA from Aphanomyces astaci, 4214 nucleotides. RefSeq lists its product as hypothetical. Lineage: Eukaryota; Oomycota; Saprolegniomycetes; Saprolegniales; Verrucalvaceae. The transcript is spliced from 21 exons. Gene Ontology annotation, cellular component: SCF ubiquitin ligase complex. Gene Ontology annotation, biological process: SCF-dependent proteasomal ubiquitin-dependent protein catabolic process. The record is from RefSeq and is a predicted model, not a curated record. Gene Ontology annotation, molecular function: protein binding. Bases 1 to 3312 code for a protein of 1103 amino acids.
AUGGGGCUUUUGGAUGACUACUAUCGCGAGGUCACGGCACUGGACCACCGUCACCCACAAGCGCGAGGGCGGCAGUCCAAGAAGCAGCAGCGCCGCCGCCCCGUUCCCUUGCUGGACAAACUGGACGAGCUGCCCGUGGCCAGACCUCAAACCCACGCGGUAGCAAGGCAUCCAGUGGCGAAAAUCAAAGAAGCCAAGCGCCGAGGCCUGACGACUGCCGCCGCCCCUCGCACUAGAGCCCCGAACCAAGACAACAACAACCCCCACAACGAUACCUCCGUGGACGACCCAAAUGAUAAAUCCGUGCGCUUUAAACUCGCGUGGCGAAACCACGUCGCGACCUCACCAGUGAAGAAAGCCACAACCCACGUCGCGGUGGUAGCGAAUAGCGGGGUGGCGUCCCUUGCAACCAUCGAUGCGCCGAUCCCGUUCUUCCCGGUACAAUUGCUGCAACAAGUGCACGUGAAUCUGUCCAUGUGGACACUUGUGGCCACCGACACGGCGUUUCUGAAAAUCGCCGCCCACAACAACCGAUUACGGAACCUUCAAUCCAACGCGUUUGCAAUGGACAAAAUGAAAGCCCAACCCAAUUACCAAGGGUUCACGAGAAGCAUCGUCGCGGCCGGCAUCGAGGCGCUGACGGACGUGGGUCUCAUGGCGGUGGCCAAGGCGGUAGAGGCCCUGGAAUGCUUGGACAUUGCACAUGCCACCAAGGUGACCGACGCGGGCAUGAGGACAUUGGCGCUGCACUGCACCAAACUCACAAGCCUCAACAUCUCGGGCUGCACAGGCAUCGCGGGCGCGGGACUGGGAGCUGUGAGCGACCACUGCCAUAGCAUGCAGCGCCUCGCGCUGGCCGAGUGUGCGCAUUUGGAAGACUGGGUGCUGGUUCGGGCGUUUUAUAACUUUGAGCGACUCACCCACGUCAACUUGUCGGCUUGUGUCCAGAUCACAGACAACAUGAUCAAGGCCAUGGCGCUGCGGUGCCGUUACUUGAUCGAGUUGGACCUGUCGUCGUGCCCCCAGUUGACAGAUACUGGCAUCGUGUAUCUGGCUGAGCACUGCGUGGCGCUGGAGCGACUGAGUUUGGCGUCCAUCAAGGCCCAAUUCAACGAACGCAUCACGGACUUGGCCUUGUUGAGCUGCGGGGAGCAUUGCCCUCGAUUGCAGUUGGUGAAUGUGUCAGGGUGCACGUUCGUCUCAGACAUAGGGGUUCGGUGGCUGGCGGAGGGUUGCCCUGCCCUCACCAGCCUCGACAUGACCCACUGCUUAAAACUCACGGAUGUGGCGAUGCGCGCCUUGGGCAGCCUCACCCCCCACCUCCAAACUCUGUACCUGGGCCACGCCAAGAACAUCUCGGAUGUCGGGCUCCGGUUCCUUUCAGACGGAUGCCCCCGUCUGUCACUGCUGCAUCUCAAACAACUUUAUUUGGUAUCGGACGGCGUCAAGCGUGAGUUCGGUCUCGAAGGGCUCCAAGCGGUGGCGCAGUCGUGUCGAGCCCUCACGGAUUUAGACGUGUCGGGGUGCUUUCAAAUCGUCGAGCGAUCUCUUCAUAGCAUUGGGACCCACUGCACGUCCCUCAAGAAGAUCAACCUGCGCGGAUGUGUCAGCGCCACCUCCGUGGGCCUGUCGUACGUUCUUCAAGGGUGUGCGUCGCUCGUGCAUGUCAACUUUACCGCCAUCGAGCAAUGCACCAACGCAGUCGUGCAAGAAAUCGCCAAGUGCUGUGCUGCUCUCAAGGAGCUCAUCCUUGCGCAAUGCGUUCGCGUCACCGACAGCGGACUUCGGUACUUGCAUCGACUGUCCAACCAAUUGGUCGUGCUCAAUCUUUCCGGCUGUACUCAGAUCACAGACGUGGGACUGUCGGCGUUCGUGUCGUCGUUUCGAUCGACGUCGUCGGCGUUGCAGCAACUCAUUCUCAACGGAUGUCCAUUGGUCACGGAGGACUUUAUGAAUCGCGCGGCGCUCACGUGUCCACACUUGAUUCGACUUAGUGUCUUGGGCUGUGGAAUUUCCACGAGGGUGUUGUCGUCGUUGAAAUCAUCAUGGAAAUACACCGUGUUUCGAUCAUCCCAGUCCGAAAUGGGAUACUUUCCAACACAUCGCGCCAAGGAGCGGCGGUACAUGGAUGAAUCGGGGCAGCUGUGCCUCGCGGCGAUCAAGAUUCAGAACGUAUAUCGCCUUCGAAAAGCGAGGCGGGAUUUCGCGGUUCAAGAAGAGGUCGCCCUACGCCAUCGUGUGGUCCGGCGGUUGCAAAGUCAAUGGCGAGGCCGGCGCGCUCGAAAGCGGGCGGCUGUCAAACGGCUCGGCAUGGACAAACGGCAUCGAGCUGCCACUCAAAUUCAGUGCUGCUUUCGACGGUACCGAACCAAGCAAACUGCGUUGCACGAGUACGAAGAUUUGUUGCUCAAGCGCACGAAAGAGCUCGUGGUGGUCAUUCAGCGACGGUACCGCGCAGUUCGAGGGGCCCGAGUAGCGCAAGUGGCCAUGAAAGCCCAGAAACGGUGGACCAAGAAACGACACGAGGCGGCGACGAAAAUGCAGCGCAGGUGGCGGGGCAUCGACGGCCGGCGCAAGUUCAAACUCGCCAAGGCCAUGCGCGAGGCGGACCGCCAAGAAGAAACAGCGUCAGCGACGCAACUACAAUCGUUGAUGCGAGGUCGACAAGCUAGAAAGGUAGCAGCCGCAAGACGACAGGCCGAGCUUGACCGAGAAGUCCAGCGUCAGCACGCAGCGAUUCGGCUGCAGUGCAUGUAUCGACAGCGCAUCGCUCGGCGCAAGUUCCGCGCGCGGUUGGAUCGGCUGGCGGAAACCUAUCGCGCGGCGACCAAGAUGCAAUGCGCAUGGCGGGCGCGUCAAGGCCGCAGUAUCAUGGGCGCCUUACGCAUGGCUCGUGACCGCCGCGAACACGAAGCGGCCGCGACGCUGGUGCAACUUCGCUGGAAGAAACGGGUGGCGUACAAGAGCCGCGUGUGGGAAGCCGAGAUGCGGCGCAGUGGCAACGUGGCACGACGGGGGGCUGCCAGCCGGCUGCAGCUGUGGUGGCGCAAUGUACUGGCCAUUCGAUGCGCGCGGGCUGAAAUGACAGCGCUACUAGAGAUGAAAAAGCAAGACGACGCCAUGUUGUUUUGGGCAGCGGGACUGGUGCAGAAUCAAUUCCGUCGACAUCGUGCGCGGCAUGUGUAUGCCCAGCUACAAUUGGCCCACGAGUGUCGAUGGAAACAAGUGCUGGAUGUGGACAACGCGCAUGGCAUGGGACACGGCGCCCCUUUUUACUACGUACAAACGUCCCACGCGACAUGGUUGUUUUGAAGUUGUUGUUGGAUUAGAACCAAAUCAACAGCGACGUGCGAUGGCGGAUGCCCAGCGAUGUGCUGUCGUUGGAGCGUCAACCUACGUGCAAUCAAUGCGACGUUGACAGCACUGCGACGGUCGAGUGCAGCACCUGUGGCGAGUACUUUUGCCCCGAGUGCUGUGCGCGCGUCCACGACCACGGUAAACGACAGCAGCACAUUCGACGCCCAAUGUACAACUACUACCACAAGCGCAUCGAGUACGGCGACGGCGAGUUCCCGUCUGUGUGGCCCAGUGAAAUUGACCAGGACCGCAACCGACCGUGGGAUUUCAUCAACCAUGUUCCACUGGAAGGCUACGAUGCGUUGGCAGCUUGGAUCGCAGAAGAGGACAUGCGACUGUACCUGCUGCGCCUGGCGUUGCAAAAGGCAGAACCAGUAGAAGUGCCCGAAGUGGUCGAGGAGGUUGUUCAAGUGGUCGAAGUCGUGAAGCCACCACGGGCAUUCGACGAGGACUCGAGCGGCAACAAAAUUGUCUUCAAACCCGUGGGCUGCACCACCUCCAGGCCGGACGAAGAUGUUGCGUACCAAGUUAAGGUGGACGCACCCUCGGACUAUUCCGACAAAGCUACCAAGAAGUCCAAGCGAAAGCGGCGACCGCUGGCUGCGCAAAAGAAGCUCCUCAAUGCCGCGACCCCCAAAAUCAUCAUGCCAGUAACACCAGCGUCCACAACAGACGCAGAUGGUGCAGCAUAAACUUUGAAACUGGUGGACGUUGUAACGUUAAAGGAAACGUAAAGUCAUAGAAGGGCAUGAACGAACGAUGGAGAAGUCGCUGCGGCGAUGGUGGUGGGAAGUCAAUUACUUGCCAGCAAAGGCAUUGUCGCUGGUGCCCAUUGUGGUCCAGCGUCUGACGAGGAU